This is a messenger RNA of Phyllostomus discolor (pale spear-nosed bat), 1128 nucleotides long. RefSeq names its product olfactory receptor 508-like. Gene Ontology annotation, cellular component: membrane. Bases 10 to 831 code for a protein of 273 amino acids. Gene Ontology annotation, biological process: G protein-coupled receptor signaling pathway; sensory perception of smell. The record is from RefSeq and is a predicted model, not a curated record. Gene Ontology annotation, molecular function: G protein-coupled receptor activity; olfactory receptor activity; odorant binding. The transcript has a single exon. Lineage: Eukaryota; Metazoa; Chordata; Mammalia; Chiroptera; Phyllostomidae.
GUCACCUUAAUGGGCAACAUCAGCAUAAUCAUGUUAAUCAGAAGCAGCCCUCAGCUUCACAUACCAAUGUACCUUUUCCUCUGCCAUUUGGCCUUUGUAGACAUUGGUUACUCCUCAUCAGUCACACCUGUUAUGCUCACAGGCUUCCUCAAGAAAGGAACCUCUAUCAGUGUUGCUGGUUGUACAACCCAGCUCGGUUCUGUGGUCACAUUUGGGACAGCUGAGUGCUUCCUGCUGGCUGUCAUGGCCUAUGAUCGCUAUGUGGCCAUCUGUUCCCCAUUGUACUACCCCACACACAUGUCCCACAGAAUCUGCAUUCUCUUAGUGGGAAUGUCCUACUUGGGUGGGUGUGUAAAUGCUUGGACAUUCACAGGAUGUUUAUUAAGUCUAUCCUUUUGUGGACCUAAUAAAAUCAAUCACUUUUUCUGUGACUAUUCACCACUUUUGAAGCUUUCCUGUUUUCAUGAUUUUACUUCUGAAAUAAUUCCAGCCAUCUCUUCUGGUUCCAUCAUUGUGGUCACUGUGGUUAUCAUUGUUCUGUCUUAUGUGUACAUCCUUUUCUCAAUUCUGAAGAUGUGUUCCACUGAAGGACGCCAGAAAGCCUUCUCCACCUGCUCAUCUCACCUCACAGCAGUCAUCCUGUUCUACGGGACCAUCACAUUCAUUUAUGUCAUGCCCAAGUCCAGCUACUCAACAGAACAAAACAAAGUGGUGUCUGUGUUCUACACGGUGGUGAUCCCCAUGCUCAACCCUCUCAUCUACAGUCUGAGGAACAAGGAGGUGAAAGAGGCCAUGCGAAAACUGAUGGCUAGAAUAUAUUGGUGGUCCUAAAGUAAUCUGAUUUUAAUAAUAAACACUAUAUCAUGAGGACCUCUUCUGCAGAUGCAUGGAUAAUAUACCAAGUAAAUUUCAUUGUAUAUUCAUAGUAUUCUAGACUCAUAGAUUUCAUUGUUAUUCUCAAGAAAGUUUUCAGUGUAAAGAAUAAAUGUGCAUGCACUAAGACAGUAAUACCUAGUAAAAAAUAAUUGCUUUAUGCUUUCUUCACCUACCAUUUGUUGCAUCUACAAGUAUUGUACAAAUAUUUUCAAGUAAGUUCUGUGCUCUUUGAAUGCAGUGUUUGGAAUUAAC